Melitaea cinxia (Glanville fritillary) is the source of this 942-nucleotide messenger RNA. RefSeq names its product muscle-specific protein 20 (gene Mp20). Gene Ontology annotation, molecular function: protein binding. The transcript is spliced from 4 exons. NCBI's taxonomy places the organism in Eukaryota, Metazoa, Arthropoda, Insecta, Lepidoptera, Nymphalidae. The record is from RefSeq and is a predicted model, not a curated record. Bases 84 to 638 code for a protein of 184 amino acids.
GUGGUAACGGCUUUCAUGAAAUCAGUCUAGCGGUGCUACUGAUAGAGUGAUCAUCACCACACAGUACUACACAUCUCACAAAAAUGUCUCUGGAACGCCAAGUCCGCGCUAAGAUCGCUGCUAAGCGCAACCCUGAAAAGGAAAAGGAGGCCCAAGAAUGGAUUGAGGGUGUCCUCGGAGCUAAAUUCCCACCUGGUGAAGUUUUCGAGGAUGUACUCAAGGACGGAACUGUCCUCUGCCAGCUUAUUAACAAGCUCAAGCCUGGAUCAGUGCCCAAGAUCAACACAACUGGUGGACAGUUCAAAAUGAUGGAGAAUAUCACCAACUUCCAAUCUGCAAUAAAAGCGUAUGGCGUACCUGACAUUGACGUAUUCCAAACGGUAGACCUUUGGGAGAAGAAGGACAUCGGCCAAGUCGUCAGCACACUGUUUGCCCUCGGUCGCGAGACCUACAGGCACCCUGAGUGGAACGGUCCCUACCUCGGCCCCAAGCCCGCUGAUGAGUGCAAGCGUGAUUUCUCCGAUGAAGUCCUGAAGGCUGGACAGACUGUUAUUGGUCUCCAAGCUGGUUCAAACAAGGGUGCCACACAGGCCGGUCAGAACAUGGGCGCUGGCCGCAAGAUCCUCCUCGGCAAGUGAACACCUCGCCUCACCACAAUCCAAAGUGAUAUUAAUUUUAAGUUAUUUUUUUAUUCAAAAGUGUGCAUACGGACGCUAUGUUACGACUGCUAGCUUCUCGUGUACAUCUAGUCAUGUGUGAUGUGUAAGAUUGUGAGUUCUCUUGUUCGUCAAGAAAACCUUUUCAAAUUACCUGUAGCUAAAAAUUAUAGCUGGUAUAAUCUUAUACAAUCAUGUAGCACCAAGUCGGUUUUUAUACCUAGGAUAAGAAAUUAUAUUUAUUUCCAUUCUAUUAUAGCCUUUUAUAAUAAAAGAUAUUCUUAUC